Penicillium soppii is the source of this 2013-nucleotide messenger RNA. Its product is annotated as putative ATP dependent RNA helicase. Gene Ontology annotation, cellular component: intracellular anatomical structure; catalytic step 2 spliceosome. NCBI's taxonomy places the organism in Eukaryota, Fungi, Ascomycota, Eurotiomycetes, Eurotiales, Aspergillaceae. The record is from RefSeq and is a predicted model, not a curated record. The transcript is spliced from 3 exons. The coding region runs from base 1 to 2013 and encodes 670 amino acids. Gene Ontology annotation, molecular function: RNA binding; ATP binding.
AUGGCUUCAGAACAGGAACUUUCCACUUCUUUCAUCCCAGACUUGUACAAACCGCCUGCUUUGCUACCUAUUGCACGGCACAGGAAAAGUCUGCUUUACUUGGUCGAGAAUUUUCCAGUCACUAUCGUGGUGGGCCAAACAGGUAGUGGAAAAACUACUCAGCUGCCACAAUACCUUGAGCAGGCAGGAUGGUGCGAGGACGGGAAAACCAUCGCUGUCACACAGCCCAGGAGGGUGGCCGCCACGACGGUUGCAACCCGAGUAGCAGAAGAGAUGCGUUGCAAAGUCGGUGAAGAGGUCGGUUAUUCGAUUCGAUUCGAAGAUUUAACGUCUCCUGCAACAAAAAUCAAAUUCUUAACGGAUGGCAUGCUGCUCAGAGAAGCAUUGGUUGACCCUUUGCUCUCACGCUACUCUGUGAUCAUGGUUGACGAAGCACAUGAAAGAUCUUUGAGUACCGACAUCCUCCUUGGAAUCUUGAAAAAGAUUUGUAAGAAGCGGCCUGGAUUGCGGAUUAUUGUUAGCAGUGCCACGCUCCAAGCAGAGGACUUUCUCCGCUUCUUCGCUGGCGAGGAAUAUAAUCCUGAAGCAGACCCAGCGGACUUGGGCGGAAGCGUUGGACGAAUCAUCAGUCUGGAAGGCCGCAUGUAUCCUGUCGACAUGCUGUUCCUUGAGUCACCAGCAGAAGACUACAUUGAAAGAGCAGUCAAGACAGUUUUCGACAUCCAUACACAAGAAGCAGAAGGCGACAUUCUUCUAUUUCUGACCGGCCGCGAAGAAAUCGACACUGCGAUUCAAUUCAUAUCCGAAAGAGCCGCAACCCUUCACCCUAAGGCUCCGUCACUUCUUACGCUGCCGCUUUUUGCUGGACUCACCACGGAGCAGCAGAUGUACGUCUUUGGGAAAACUCCAGAAAAUACGCGCAAGGUCAUCGUCUCCACCAACAUUGCUGAAGCCUCGGUCACAAUAGACGGGAUUGUAUAUGUGAUCGAUUGUGGUUUUGCAAAGCUCCGAGCAUAUAACCCCACUACUGGCAUCGAUACAUUGACAGCGGUACCAAUUUCAAAAGCAUCAGCAACCCAGCGAGCUGGUCGGGCUGGAAGAACCAAGCCGGGCAAGUGCUUCCGUCUGUACACUCAGCAGGAAUAUGAACGGCUGCCGGAAGCCACUGUUCCUGAAAUUCAACGAUCGAAUCUAGCACCCAUCAUCAUGCAACUCAAAGCUCUGGGAAUUGACAACAUUGUCCGCUUCGAUUUCUUGACAUCUCCGCCCGCAGAACUUAUUAUCCGAGCUCUGGAACUUCUUUCAUCACUCGGUGCAGUCGAUGAUUAUGCCAAACUCACAAAACCGCUUGGUAUGCGCAUGGCGGAGAUUGCCCUCGAUCCCAUGAUGGCCAAGGUGGUUCUGGCAGCCCCAUCCUUCGGCUGUUUAAGCGAAAUCCUUACCAUAGCCGCCAUGGUAAAUCUCCAAGGAACAGUCUGGGUGCAACACGCAGGCGACAAAAGAUCAGCGGAAAGUAAUCGCCGCAAGUUCGCCGUCGAAGAAGGCGACCAUCUCACCUACCUAAACGUGUAUCAAGCCUUCGUUACAAAAGGCAAAAAAGACCCCAAAUGGUGUCGAGACAACCUCCUAAAUUACAAAGCCUUGCAACGGGCAGUGAGCAUUCGCGGGCAACUGAAACGGUACUUGGAACGAUUUGGUGUUCAGGUCGAUGAAACGCUUUCAUCGCACGGUGCUGUCGACUUGAGUAAUCGUCCCGAGCAGAUUCGGCGCUGUCUUACGACGGGUUACUUCGCUCAUGCGGCGAAGAUGCAGCCGGAUGGAACUUUUAGAACUGUGAGCGGGGGAUUGACUUUGCAUGCUCAUCCUAGCUCGUUGAUGUUUAACCGGAAAGCUGAUUGGGUCAUCUUUCAUGAGAUUAUGCAAACAGGUGAAAAAACUUAUAUUCGCGACGUUACAAAGAUCGAGAAGGGUUAUCUGCUUGAAUAUGCCCCCCAGUAUUACCAGAUCAGAUAG